CAAAACUCGGAAAUAAGUCACGUUGUUGCUGCUGCUUUCUCCAGUGCACAAUCAACUGACUCUUUACGACGGCUUUACUUCUUUAAAAUAAUAACUUUCUCCCUACUCUCCAAGGUUGAAUUUGUCAGAUUAUAAUCAUGGCAUUUUUUCGAAACUUAUUUCUGACCUCCCCCGUAUCAGUCAAAAGCAAGGUGUGCAAAUCCAUAGUUUGUGCACAUAAAAAUCAGGUUGGACUUUCGGUGACUGGGGGAACAAGGUCGGCAAGUACUUAUCCAAUAGAUGAUAUCAUUUUUGGAUUAACAGACGAUCAAAAACAGUUGAGAGAGACAGCCUUUAACUUUUUUCAAAAAGAGUUGACCCCUUUGGCCGAUGAGAUUGACCGUUCAAAUACUUUUAAGGAUAUUCGGAAAUUUUGGAGGAGGUUGGGAGAUAUGGGAUUUUUGGGGAUUACGGUCAAGUCGGAGUAUGGUGGGACUGAAGGGGGUUACUUUGACCACUGUUUGAUAAUGGAGGAGUGUUCCAGGUCGUCGGGGGCGAUUGCUCUUUCCUAUGGGGCACACUCCAACCUCUGUGUUAAUCAGAUUCAUCGGAAUGGGACAGAAGAACAAAAGAAAAAGUACUUGCCCAAGCUUUGCUCAGGGGAACAUAUUGGUGCAUUAGCAAUGUCCGAAGCCAACGCUGGGUCUGACGUUGUCGGCAUGAAGAUUAAGGCCACUCGUGAUGGAGACAACUAUGUCCUGAAUGGCACAAAGUUCUGGAUUACAAAUGGUCCCGAUGCAGAUAUCAUUGUGGUAUACGCGAAAACAGACCCUAGUGCAUCUAAAGCAGCGCACGGUGUAACAGCAUUCAUUGUUGAAACUGACAAACCCGGUUUCAAAGUGGGAAAAAAGUUAGACAAAUUGGGCAUGAGAGGUUCAAAUACCGGAGAAUUGAUAUUUGAAGACUACAAAGUACCAGCCAGCAACGUCUUGGGCCCGGUCAACAGAGGUAUUUAUGUUUUAUUCUCUGGACUCGAUCUUGAGAGGUUGGUACUUUCUGGUGGACCUGUUGGCCUCAUGCAAGCUAGCUGCGAUGUAGCUUUCGAUUAUGUCCAUUAUCGUAAGCAGUUUAACACCAAAAUAGGAGAAUUCCAACUUAUGCAGGGCAAAAUCGCAGAUAUGUAUACUAAAUUAAGUGCUUCCAGGAGUUAUCUUUAUAACGUUGCACGUGCCGCCGACAAGGGCCAUGUUAAUCGAAAGGAUUGUGCUGCCGUCAUCCUCUACACAGCAGAAAAUGCGACGCAAGUCGCUUUAGAAUCAAUUCAAUGUUUAGGUGGAAAUGGGUACAUCAAUGAAUAUCCUACAGGAAGAUUCUUAAGGGAUGCCAAACUCUAUGAAAUCGGAGCUGGAACUUCGGAAGUUAGACGUUUGGUCAUUGGUCGAGUUUUAAAUGAAGAAUACAAGAACUAAUACAUAAGUUAAGAUGAAAAUAUGUACAUGAACUCAGCCGUCAUCAUAAUAGUUUAUGUCUAAAUAAUUCGGAUAUUUUCUUAAAAAUAUUGCGCUAACCAUGAUAAAUGAAAAUAGGAUUGAUUGACUAAUUAUGACAAGUAUAUAAUACGUGUAAAGGCAGAUUAAAAGUUUUAUUUUCUUAAAUUGACAAUUCAAAGCAAAGAUUAGCAACAACAAUAAAUCUACGUAUGUAUCUCAUACUCAACCUCA
Folsomia candida is the source of this 1700-nucleotide messenger RNA. RefSeq names its product isovaleryl-CoA dehydrogenase, mitochondrial. The transcript is spliced from 17 exons. The coding region runs from base 138 to 1448 and encodes 436 amino acids. The record is from RefSeq and is a predicted model, not a curated record. Gene Ontology annotation, molecular function: 3-methylbutanoyl-CoA dehydrogenase activity; flavin adenine dinucleotide binding. Gene Ontology annotation, biological process: L-leucine catabolic process. Lineage: Eukaryota; Metazoa; Arthropoda; Collembola; Entomobryomorpha; Isotomidae. Gene Ontology annotation, cellular component: mitochondrion.